AUGAGCACGAUCCAACUUCCGUUCAACUUGAUUUCGGAAGUUGCAUUGACUCUCGUCACACUCUCGUCCCAUGCCCCACCCUCCUUCGCGAUUACAACUCACCAGCUCGGGCACCUCCCUCCAUCCCCUCCCCCUCCUUACUCCCUUCCCUCGCCUGGUGGACAGGCCGCCCUCUCACCACUUAUCACCUUCCCUUCCGUCCUCGCCUCCCUCCUUUCCUCCACAUACACCCCUCUGUUCCCCCGCUUACCCCCCCCACCCCUCUUUCUCCCACAAUCACCCUUGCGUUCCCCCACUUACUGCUCUCCUUUCCCCGACGCCCUUGCAUGCACCGUCUCCCUCACUUUCCCCGUCUCCCCUACUUUCCCCGUCUCCCCUACUUUCCCCGUCUCCCCUACUUUCCCCGUCUCCCCUACUUUCCCCGUCUCCCCUACUUUCCCCGUCUCCCCUACUUUCCCCGUCUCCCCUACUUUCCCCGUCUCCCCUACUUUCCCCGUCUCCCCUACUUUCCCCGUCUCCCCUACUUUCCCCGUCUCCCCUACUUUCCCCGUCUCCCCUACUUUCCCCGUCUCCCCUACUUUCCCCGUCUCCCCUACUUUCCCCGUCUCCCCUACUUUCCCCGUCUCCCCUACUUUCCCCGUCUCCCCUACUUUCCCCGUCUCCCCUACUUUCCCCGUCUCCCCUACUUUCCCCGUCUCCCCUACUUUCCCCGUCUCCCCUACUUUCCCCGUCUCCCCUACUUUCCCCGUCUCCCCUACUUUCCCCGUCUCCCCUACUUUCCCCGUCUCCCCUACUUUCCCCGUCUCCCCUACUUUCCCCGUCUCCCCUACUUUCCCCGUCUCCCCUACUUUCCCCGUCUCCCCUACUUUCCCCGUCUCCCCUACUUUCCCCGUCUCCCCUACUUUCCCCGUCUCCCCUACUUUCCCCGUCUCCCCUACUUUCCCCGUCUCCCCUACUUUCCCCGUCUCCCCUACUUUCCCCGUCUCCCCUACUUUCCCCGUCUCCCCUACUUUCCCCGUCUCCCCUACUUUCCCCGUCUCCCCUACUUUCCCCGUCUCCCCUACUUUCCCCGUCUCCCCUACUUUCCCCGUCUCCCCUACUUUCCCCGUCUCCCCUACUUUCCCCGUCUCCCCUACUUUCCCCGUCUCCCCUACUUUCCCCGUCUCCCCUACUUUCCCCGUCUCCCCUACUUUCCCCGUCUCCCCUACUUUCCCCGUCUCCCCUACUUUCCCCGUCUCCCCUACUUUCCCCGUCUCCCCUACUUUCCCCGUCUCCCCUACUUUCCCCGUCUCCCCUACUUUCCCCGUCUCCCCUACUUUCCCCGUCUCCCCUACUUUCCCCGUCUCCCCUACUUUCCCCGUCUCCCCUACUUUCCCCGUCUCCCCUACUUUCCCCGUCUCCCCUACUUUCCCCGUCUCCCCUACUUUCCCCGUCUCCCCUACUUUCCCCGUCUCCCCUACCUUCCCGUCUCCCCUACUUUCCCCGUCUCCCCUACUUUCCCCGUCUCCCCUACUUUCCCCGUCUCCCCUACUUUCCCCGUCUCCCCUACUUUCCCCGUCUCCCCUACUUUUCCCGUCUCCCCUACUUUCCCCGUCUCCCCUACUUUCCCCGUCUCCCCUACCUUUCCCCGUCUCCCCUACCUUCCCCGUCUCCCCUACUUUCCCCGUCUCCCCUACUUUCCCCGUCUCCCCUACUUUCCCCGUCUCCCCUACUUUCCCCGUCUCCCCUACUUUUCCCGUCUCCCCUACUUUCCCCGUCUCCCCUACUUUCCCCGUCUCCCCUACUUUCCCCGUCUCCCCUACCUUCCCGUCUCCCCUACUUUCCCCGUCUCCCUCACUUUCCCCGUCUCCCUCCCUCAUUCUCCCCAGCUCCCCCCCACCUUCUUCUUUGCUUACUUCCAUGCUCUUCCCUGUUUUCCACAAUCCUCUGCCCUGCUUCCCCCCACCCCCUGCCCAGCUUCCCCCCACCCUCCCUCCUGAUUCCCCCCAUCCUCUGCCCUCCUUCCCCCCAACCCCUGCCCUGCUUCCUCCCCCCCCUUUCCCACUUCCUCCCACCCUCUGCCCUGAUUACCCCCACCUUCUGGCCUGCUUCCCUCCAGGGCAGAGGCACACGCCAGGUGAGCCCAGGGGAUGA
Molecule: messenger RNA, 2133 nt
Organism: Closterium sp. Naga37s-1
Lineage: Eukaryota; Viridiplantae; Streptophyta; Zygnematophyceae; Desmidiales; Closteriaceae
Source: the annotation of a GenBank genome assembly